AUGACCCAACUACAAGCUAAAGAGGGACCAUUGUUAGGAUUUAAGACUCCAAAAGCAAAUGCAAUCGGUAAACUAGCAGGCAGGAUAGACUUGAGUAGCUUUAGUAAUGCCCAUGCUGGUUGUGGGAUCCAUUUGAUGAGCAUUGGAUCUGAGAUGCAAGCCAUCGUUUAUAAAGCAGUGAAAGACACCAACAUAGGUGGGUCCAGUGCCGAGAAGGACGGGGAGACGUAUUCUCAAGGGAUAAUGGAGGAAUUGAAAGGCAAAGGUCGAUGGUGCAAGUACUCUCCUUACGGGCUGGACUUUCCGGGAUGGAAACCCACUGGCAGAUUCUGCAAUGGAAAAGUGCCUUCCGACUUAGUAGUGGAAGCAUUAGGAAUCAAGGAGCUGCUGCCAACAUAUCUGGACCCAAAUCUUAGGCCGGAAGAGUUACCAACUGGUGUUUCCAUCGCCUCCGUUGGCUCAGGAUACGACUUUGUUACCGCUAACAUUCAGAGAGCUAUGCCGAUGUCAGCUCAACUGAAUCUCUCCAAAGAGUACAUCGCUAAUCUAAAAGAUGCUGUCAGAGAGGAGAAAGCCGACAGUACCCUAAGCAACAGCCUGCACUUGGUCUCGGCAGGCAACAAUGAUAUUGCGAUCUCAUAUUACUUCACUCGUCUCUGGUUGGCGCUGGGUUUUGCUGCCUACUCUGAUCUUCUCAUAGAUGCUGCUUCUAACUUCACCAAGAACUUGUAUGCACUUGGGCCUGGGAACAUUGCGGUCCUCUGUGCACUGCCAUUGGGAUGCUUGCCUUCUGCGAGAGCCCUACGGGGCAGCAAAUGCAUCGACUCUGAAAAUGCAGCAGAUCUGUUGUUCAAUUGA
Messenger RNA from Punica granatum (pomegranate), 858 nucleotides. Lineage: Eukaryota; Viridiplantae; Streptophyta; Magnoliopsida; Myrtales; Lythraceae. The record is from RefSeq and is a predicted model, not a curated record.